AAUAUUUAGGAACAAUUUUCACACAAAAACAAAUCAAAUGUGAAAUCUUAUCAAAAAAAGGAAUUCAUUACACGAAUAAACUGGACAAUUUCAAACACUUACAGACAGCCACGAGCAUCGAAGAACUUGGCGCGAUGUCACAAUCAGAUUGCGAGGAUUUGAAGGCAUUUGAGAGACGCCUCACCGAAGUGGUAUCAUCCUACAGGCCAUCCACGUUCCGCUGGCGAUUGAUACUAUCUGCUUUGUCCGUCUGUACGGCAAUUAGCGCCUGGUACUGGCUGAAAGAUCCACGCACAACGGUUGUGCCGCUGACAGAAUCACUAUGGAUCCACCCCGUGUUUACUGUGGCUACCGUCACAUUGAUAGUGCUCUUCAUUUUGGGCAUACAAAAACUGGUGGUGGCUCCACAGAUAAUUACGUCACGCACACGAAAUGUUUUAACGGACUUCGCUCUGGACCUGGAGCCGCACACCGGCAAACUGAUACUGAAGCCGCGACAAAGUAACAACAACGGCAACAAUACAUAAAGCUUUAGGAGGGGACACCGAUUUAGUUGUGGCUUGCCCUAUUAAUAUAAACAAUGACUAUGAUGCACACUUCCAAGAUAGUGGCUUAACCGCAUCCAAAAACACUAGUUUAAUACAUACUACAAAAAUAAAUAUUUAAGUUUAUUUUGGUUAAAUUAUA
Drosophila grimshawi is the source of this 687-nucleotide messenger RNA. It is a transcript of the gene Cnep1r2, whose product is annotated as nuclear envelope phosphatase-regulatory subunit 1 homolog. Gene Ontology annotation, cellular component: Nem1-Spo7 phosphatase complex; cytoplasm. Lineage: Eukaryota; Metazoa; Arthropoda; Insecta; Diptera; Drosophilidae. Bases 135 to 527 code for a protein of 130 amino acids. The record is from RefSeq and is a predicted model, not a curated record. The transcript has 2 exons.